AUGGUCACGAUCACCGAAGUGGCGACCGCGGACGCCUUUAUGGCGGCGACGCUGGCGCUUCGCCUCGAGGCGCUCGAAGCCAGCAACCUCAUUACCAUGUCCAUGACGCUGUCGCCGCCGACGCCGACCAAGACCAAGUGGUUCUAUCUCGUCUCCGGUGACGGCGACGACGCGCCAACGUCCUUUGCAGUGCUGACGGCAAACCAAGGUCCGUCGCUCGGACCCAAGAUGACGUAUGACCAAGCGUUUGCGCUGGGCGAGUACGUCGCGACGCAAGGUGUGACGUCCGUGACCGAGAUCCACGGUUUCGAACCCAGCACCAAGGCGUUCGUUGCCGGCUACCAGCAAGUGCAUCCCGACACCACGUGGCGCACGGGCGGCGAACCUGGUCUUGUCUACCGCCUUGGCGCAUUGACGCCGCCAGAAAACGCCAUCGGGGCGCUGGUGCCGGCCACGGACGCCGACAUCGAGCCCCUCGUCGACUGGAUGAUCGCGUUCAAGAUGGACUGCUACGGGUCGGAACUGCCGCGCGCGGCCGCGACCGCGACUGUCACGUCGUCGAUUGCCAGCGGCCGCAUGUUCUUCUAUGUCGUCGACGAGACACGUGUGGGCUUUGGCGCGUAUGCGCCGCCAAUGACGACGGCCGACACGACUGUGUACAUGCUCGGACCGAUCUACAUUGUGCCAUCGGCGCGGCGUCGGGGCCAUGCAAAGGCGCUCACAUCCGCCCUCGCCCUGCAUGUCGAAACGAUUUGCCCGACGAAGGAGAUUGCGCACAUGCUUAUUUCCGGUGCGGACAACUUGGCGUCCAACCAAACGUAUCGGAGCCUCGGGUUCGAGCCCGUCGGCCUCCUCGUUGGCUACUCGCUCGAAGCAACGCCAUAGUUCUCGACGCAACAGUACUAUCGCUCGCUUAACGACUGCUAAUAUCCACCUGACUAAUAUCCGACAUAUGCCCACCG
This is a messenger RNA of Saprolegnia parasitica CBS 223.65, 962 nucleotides long. RefSeq lists its product as hypothetical. NCBI's taxonomy places the organism in Eukaryota, Oomycota, Saprolegniomycetes, Saprolegniales, Saprolegniaceae. Gene Ontology annotation, molecular function: acyltransferase activity, transferring groups other than amino-acyl groups. The record is from RefSeq and is a predicted model, not a curated record. The transcript has a single exon. The coding region runs from base 1 to 885 and encodes 294 amino acids.